Penicillium nucicola is the source of this 714-nucleotide messenger RNA. RefSeq names its product alpha/beta hydrolase. The coding region runs from base 1 to 714 and encodes 237 amino acids. The transcript has 2 exons. The record is from RefSeq and is a predicted model, not a curated record. NCBI's taxonomy places the organism in Eukaryota, Fungi, Ascomycota, Eurotiomycetes, Eurotiales, Aspergillaceae.
AUGGAACACUUCCGACAUACCGCUCACAUCGGAACCCACUCUUUGAGCUACGCAUUGCGAGGAAUUCCUCGGCAGCCCGGCGCUCCGCUUGUGGUGGCUCUGACCGGGAUCACCAGCAGCGCGCUAGAAUGGAGCGCGGUGUGUCGAAAUCUCGAGAAUGAUGCAUCCGUGCUGCUGUAUGAGCGGACUGGCUACGGUCAGAGCGAAGCAUGCCCUACCGCCGAGCCGGACUCCCUGACAAUUGUAGAUGAGCUGUCUCGGCUACUUGCCGCCGCGGCCCUGCCACCCCCGUACCUAGUGGUUGGCCAUUCCUGGGGCGGAAUUCUCGCGCGGGAGUUUCUUGCUUCCCGUGGACCCGAACCCGAUCCCUGUAUCACAGCUGUCACGGCAGGAUUGAACUAUAUGGAAGUCGUCGAGCUGACCCGGGAGUAUCGACUGACGGAGAUCGAGUGGGCUGAGCUGAUGGCCGAGGAAGCUAGCCUACACCACACGCAACAGGCCACCCGCGAGCUGUCUUAUCUACAGGUCAGUCGGGCCGUCUUAGCUAAGAAACAGCAACUCCUCCCUAGUCGAGAUCUCCUCUGCGGCCAGCCGCUGAGUGUGCUCCGGGGCAAUUCACAUCGGGACCAGGAGCGGAUGUACCAGCGGGGUGUGGCUCAAGGCCUGGGGACUGAAGCCGAGCGAGCGGCCUUUCGUCACUAUCUAGAGCGCUAG